This is a messenger RNA of Rhinocladiella mackenziei CBS 650.93, 2646 nucleotides long. RefSeq lists its product as uncharacterized. The record is from RefSeq and is a predicted model, not a curated record. Lineage: Eukaryota; Fungi; Ascomycota; Eurotiomycetes; Chaetothyriales; Herpotrichiellaceae. The transcript has a single exon. Bases 1 to 2646 code for a protein of 881 amino acids.
AUGGGAUUUUGGCCGUUCGGCGGAGGCAAGAAACGCCGCACAAGCCACGGUGAAGACCAAGGUCGAAAUACACUUCUCGAAAAAGAACGAACAGAUCCACGUCCCAGGUUGAAAACAAGCGCCCCUCAAGAGUUCGCCGCGAUGGGCCGCUCCCAAAGUACGCGUGACGAGGCACCUCGGCGACUUUCCAAGCAGAGACAUCCGAGCCAUCAAGGAAACGUUCCUCGUUCCGUAACUAUGCCUGUCACUGGGCCUGCACCAGAAUCGCGGGCGAAGAGGAGAGGGUCUGCCGUGGAACAUGGUCUAUACUCACACAACCCUAUGUCUCAGCCCAGUAUUGGACCAGAUGAUUUCACAACCCUUCCUCAGGCUCCGACUCUACUAGCAAAACGAAAAGGGAAUGAUCCAACCCUCCUACGAAGGAAAUCCAGCAAAAGGAAAGCAGAAGACUAUGCUCGCGAGAGGGAAAUUCGUGCCAUGAGUUCGCCCGUUCCCGGACUGAAGCGGCCGAGUACGUAUUCUGGAUCUGGCCAGUUGCGUCAAGGCACGAAGCAAGUCCCUGGCGAUCUCAAUCUGCGGCUUCAGCGACCAGCUUCGGAGAUGUCUUUACCCGUACCAGAAACCGUCCAGGAAUCCAAAGAUUUGACGAAUCACGCUUCAUUCAAGAUUGGCAUAUUGGCUGCCCUGAGUCCGAGACCAACACUUACCUAUGUGGCCAACCCUCGAUCGUCAGCGGGAAAGCAGCCUGCCAGAAUCAAACCUUUGAUCCAGCAAGCCAUAGAGGAAGAAGAUGUCUCCUCGAAGAAGAGGAUUGAUGAAUUGGCGGACGAUCUUGAUGCUGGUGGAUUAAGAGAGUUGAUGGAGAGAGACCGCAGACGCCAUGAAAGGAAAAAGGUCGCUGAAAGAGAUCGACUCCAACGGAAGCUCCAACGGAAGACUGACAGACAGCGGGAAGAGGAAAUGCCCGGUCGUCAAGUCAACGAAUCAUCCACUGGCCCUGUCCGGUUGAGUCUCGAAGACAGCGAAAGACGAGGCAGAAGGCCUCGUGGGAAUGGUGCAGAGGCUUCCGAAGCAGCUAUGAGAAGAAUUCCAAGUCGAGGAAGCAAGAGAGCCGAUCCAUUUAUCGGUCCUGACAGCGGCAAGGCCCGGCCAUACCAACAUAUUCGAAAUCCUUUUGAUGACGAGAAGGACGUCGACCUCAUGCAUGAUCCAUUUGCUCAUGAAGAAGACGAGGGACCACCGGUUCCCGGCAGGUCUCCCCUACGAACGGUUUCUUCCGUCGAAGUCAAAAGAGAUCAAAAGCCUUCGCCGGCAACAACGAUCUCCCCGCCCACUUCUCCCAUUCAACGACCUACAGAUCGCCAAAGCCUCUCUCAGACAUCUGGUCUUGCCCGCGAACUUACGCCGGACAUCCCAGAACAUGGACAGCUAGAUCGUCGUGCUUCUGAUCAAAGCAGCCAGCAUUUUAGCUCUUGGACCAAUUUUUUCAAGCGUGGUAACCGCCGCAAACCCUGCACCACGGAACGUGGGAGAAGCACCCCGUCCGAGUUCUCGAACACAUCGCGCGAGUCCUUUGCUCGAAAACCGCAACCUCCACCUGUUGUCGUCCCUCGAACAUUCCGAAGAUCUGAAUCUUCCGGGGUUCCUCAGAGAACCAUGUCCAAAUUUCGGGAGGAUCUACCCGAAUUCCCCAUUUCACCACCGGAUUCCCGUGUUCAAUCUCCUGAAAUCAUGACUGGCCCGCAGGCGGGCCUGGGGCAGCAGUCUGUCCGGCAACCCCGACUAUCUCAUUCAGGGACACUGGAUGAGAGAAGCCUCGCCACCAGCUCGAGUAACCCUGCCUUGGAUCGUGGGACUGCAGAAGGCCGACACACACAAGCGAUGGACAUUGACGUGGGCAGUGGUGCAGCAUCGGGCAUGGCCAUGUCUCAAUCACUUGCCUCUGUUGAUUCGGAAGGGUCGUGGCUGUCCGGGAAGCCUGUUAAGCGUUUGUCUGGCGGCAUGAGUCAGCCCCCUCGACAGAGUCAAUCAUCUCCCCCACCACCAUCUAUCCCUGGGGCAUUUGAGGCGGACGAAAAUGACCUUGCGGAUGACGAGUAUCUGAACCGAUUGACGCCGGGUCCAAGUGGCCAACGUGACUCAAUCACAUCUGGAGGUCGUAAAGCAAGCAGCACCGUCAUUGAUCUAGAGCGGGAACGGCAACAAAGUCCUCUACCCGAAGUUCCUCCUGUUCCUUCCAGCCAAGGCGGGGAUGAGACAUGGCACGAAGGCGUCGGGCGGCAGGUCACGGUAGUGCGGCAACCGAAUCGAGCAAAAUCGAAGGAAGGACUUUUGAAGGAAUCCGGAACUGAAACCCCAGGAGGGUCUCAAAGAUCCAGCUCUGUUGAAGAGGACGAUGGGGCUGAUGAUGGAGAUUUGCCAGAAGGAGAAACCGCCGGAGCGGAGUUGCGAGAAACGCCACUUUUACGAGCGCGAAGUGUGGAAUACAAGGGCCACGCCCGACAUAUCAGCGCUGGGAGCGCCCGAUUAUUGGACAUUCGACGGUCAUCUACGCAGUCAGAGACCACAUCGCGAAGCCCGAGCCUCCCUCACAUUGCGACGACGUCUGUUCCACAGGAGCAACCAGCAGCACCCAAAGAGCCGUAA